This is a messenger RNA of Haliotis rubra (blacklip abalone), 795 nucleotides long. RefSeq names its product coiled-coil domain-containing protein 1-like. The transcript is spliced from 3 exons. The record is from RefSeq and is a predicted model, not a curated record. Lineage: Eukaryota; Metazoa; Mollusca; Gastropoda; Lepetellida; Haliotidae. The coding region runs from base 1 to 795 and encodes 264 amino acids.
AUGACAGACAUGAAGCGCACGGAGAUGAUGCAGGAUGUAGCUUUGAACCCUGACUUGUUUGAUGAUGAGAUUGACAUCCUAGAGCUUAACCCUGACUUGUUUGAUGAUGAGAUUGACAUCCUAGAGCUUAACCCUGACUUGUUUGAUGAUGAGAUUGACAUCCUAGAGCUUAACCCUGACUUGUUUGAUGAUGAGAUUGACAUCCUAGAGCUUAACCCUGACUUGUUUGAUGAUGAGAUUGACAUCCUAGAGCUUAACCCUGACUUGUUUGAUGAUGAGAUUGACAUCCUAGAGCUUAACCCUGACUUGUUUGAUGAUGAGAUUGACAUCCUAGAGCUUAACCCUGACUUGUUUGAUGAUGAGAUUGACAUCCUAGAGCUUAACCCUGACUUGUUUGAUGAUGAGAUUGACAUCCUAGAGCUUAACCCUGACUUGUUUGAUGAUGAGAUUGACAUCCUAGAGCUUAACCCUGACUUGUUUGAUGAUGAGAUUGACAUCCUAGAGCUUAACCCUGACUUGUUUGAUGAUGAGGAGAUUGACAUCCUAGAGCUUAACAUCCUGACUUAUGAGAUUGACAUCCUAGAGCUUAACCCUGACUUGUUUGAUGAUGAGAUUGACAUCCUAGAGCUUAACCCUGACUUGUUUGAUAAUGAGAUUGACAUCCUAGAGCUUCACCCUGACUUGUUUGAUGAUGAGAUUGACAUCCUAGAGCUUAACCCUGACUUGUUUGAUGAGGAGAUUGACAUCCUAGAGCUUAACCCUGACUUGUUUGAUGAUGAGAUUGACAGUGAAUGA